Molecule: messenger RNA, 1469 nt
Organism: Notothenia coriiceps (black rockcod)
Lineage: Eukaryota; Metazoa; Chordata; Actinopteri; Perciformes; Nototheniidae
Gene: etfa
Product: electron transfer flavoprotein subunit alpha
Exons: 12
Coding region: 69-1073 (334 amino acids)
Biological process (GO): fatty acid beta-oxidation using acyl-CoA dehydrogenase
Cellular component (GO): mitochondrion
Molecular function (GO): electron transfer activity; flavin adenine dinucleotide binding
Source: RefSeq, a predicted model, not a curated record
AUCACCUUUGACACAGUUUCUCAGUUUUGUUCCUGCAGCAGCACUGAGGAGCAUCUGAAGGGUCCAAGAUGAACAGAGCUUUCAACAGAACAAGUAUAAAACAGCUGACUGGUGUCCUCCAAAGGUUUCAAAGCACCUUGGUGGUCGCAGAGCACAACAAUGACACGCUGACCCCGAUUACACUAAAUGCCAUCACUGCUGCCAGUAAGCUGGGCGGAGAGGUAACCUGUCUGGUGGCUGGAACAAACUGUGCCCAGGUUGUAGAGCAAGUGAGCAAAGUACAAGGUGUGCAGAAGAUACUGGUUGCCCAACAUGACUCGUACAAAGGUUCCCUGCCAGAGGAGUUAACUCCACUUAUCCUGCAAACACAGAAGCAAUUCAAUUUCACCCACAUCUGUGCUGGAGCAUCUGCCUUUGGAAAGAACCUGCUCCCCAGAGUGGCUGCCAAGUUGGAUGUUGCUCCGAUUUCAGAUAUCAUUGAGAUCAAGUCUCCAGACACCUUUGUCAGAGCCAUUUAUGCUGGAAAUGCUCUCUGCACCGUGAAAUGCAAUGAGUCGGUCAAGAUCUUCACCGUCAGAGGGACAUCCUUUGAGGCCGCUUCAACAGAGGGAGGAAGUGCUACAUCUGCAGAUGCAAUUACCUGUCCUCCUCCCGCUGGAGUUUCUGAGUGGCUGGAGCAGUGUCUGACAAAGAGCGACCGUCCAGAUCUGACCAGCGCCAAAGUUGUGGUGUCAGGAGGACGGGGCUUGAAGAGUGGAGAUAACUUCAAGCUGCUUUAUGACCUUGCUGACAAGAUGAAUGCAGCAGUUGGUGCAUCCAGAGCAGCAGUGGAUGCUGGGUAUGUUCCCAAUGACAUGCAGGUUGGACAGACGGGCAAGAUUGUAGCGCCGGAGCUGUACAUUGCUGUCGGUAUCUCUGGAGCUAUUCAACACCUGGCUGGAAUGAAAGAUAGCAAGACUAUUGUUGCCAUCAACAAGGACCCAGAGGCUCCCAUUUUCCAGGUGGCUGACCUUGGCUUGGUCGCUGAUCUUUUCAAGGCUGUCCCUGAGAUGACUAAAGCUAUGGACAAGUGAGGAGGAACCGGUCAGACUUCCAUCAUAUAGCCACUGCCUUAACAAAUAUCUGAAGUUGUGAGUGUUUGCAUGCAGAAAUAACUUUCACCAUCUUCUCUCUGACUGGCAACAGACACAAAUUGUCAAUAUAGAAAUAAAUGCCAGUUUUUAUCGAUAAUAUACAUGUGUUUUAAUAUCAACCAAUAAGCUUGUACUGACCUUGGGGCGGUGUCUGAUGCCAUUGGUUGUACAAAUGUUGUAAUUUGUAUUUAAUUCUCUGGUACAGCAAAGGACACCUUUGGCAACGCUUGCCUCUCUGACGUACUGUGUAGAUGACUGUAAGAUGUAGCCUAGAGGAUGUGUACUCAAUGAGAUGCUUUUGGAAAAUAAUGUAUUAAAUUGACAACUAAUAACUUU